Messenger RNA from Rhopilema esculentum, 1152 nucleotides. The record is from RefSeq and is a predicted model, not a curated record. Lineage: Eukaryota; Metazoa; Cnidaria; Scyphozoa; Rhizostomeae; Rhizostomatidae.
AUGGUAACAGGAAUGCCCAUGAAAGACGAAAAUUAUGACAUCGCUGUCAACCUUCUGAAGAAAAGAUUUGGCAAACAGGAACUAAUACAGCAGGCCCACAUUAGCCACCUCCUGGGGCUCCACCCUGUUUACAACGACAAAGCCGUCAGCCGAUUGCGCAAUCUGCACGACGAAAUCGAGACACAUUAUCGCGGGCUCGAGGCUCUUGGUGUCAACACCUCCUCAUUUUCUGCAGUUGUCGUGCCAACGCUUCUUGAAAAGGUACCGGAAAAUAUCAAGGGUCAGAUGAUUAGGAGUUCAGACAAGAAUUAUUUGAAGUGGACGAUAAAUGAAUUACUAUGUGCCUUUGAAAAAGAAAUCUCGAUAAAAGAGUGCCAAAUGCCUCUGGAAAGUUUGGGGGGCAGAAAGGAUUUGACAAGCCGAGCGAAUAACAACAACAUUAGGCCCAGAAGCAACUUCAUCAAGGAGGGAACUGCCUCGUCGCUACUGGUUGGUGAAAAGGCAAACAGUUGUGUUUUCUGUAUGAGAGACCAUGCUUCUGAAACAUGCACCAACGUUUUGGGAGCUGAAAACCGGAAGAAUGUGCUAAGAAAAUAUGCAAGAUGCUUUGUAUGUUUGAAAUCUGGUCAUCGAGCAUUCAGUUGCCGUCAUAAGAAUAACUGUAGAAUAUGCAAUGGCCUACAUCACGUAUCAAUUUGUCAUAAUGUUAGUAGCAUAGAUAGGCCUAAGCAAAGUAGUGUGCAAGUUAACGCAGAAAAGCCCAAUGCACCCCUGCUUAACCCCACUGCAGCAUCUUGGGUGGAAAGUACCGGUAGCAGGGGGGAUGUAGCCUUACAGACAGCUUCAGAAAAUGUGAAUGGAGAGAGUGCUAGACUUUUGUAUGACUCAGGUAGCCAUAAAUCUUUUGUAACUGCAGAAGCUGUCAAUAGGUUAGGAUUAAGAGUGAGGAGAGAAGAGAAAUUAGGAAUUAAGCCAUUUGGGAGCGUGAGUGCAGAAAUUGAGGUAAAAGAUGUGGUGAAUGUGCCUAUGGUAUCUUUUGAUGGAAAGAGGAAGAUUGAAAUUGAAUGUUUUGUUGUCAGUAACAUUUCUCAUAUUAAGAAUGUUCACCCAGAAGUUGUCAAGAAAUCUUAUACCCAUUUGCAUAACAUAUGA